CGCACUUUGUGAAGCUGUUAACUAGAGUGCAGACGAGAGACGGCGAGUGGAAGGAAGCAGUGAGAGCACGCUGAAUUCUGAAGCACUGGGCGAGGCACACUUUAACAAUGGUGUCGGACCCUUGUGGAGAGAUGAGUGGGGCCGAGGAGCAGAUAGAGGUGUGUGAGGAGACUCCAGAGGAGAGUUCACCAAAUCAGUCCAACAGGGAGAUGGUGAACCCAGAGCAAACCAACAGCAACGCAGAAGAAUCCCUGACUGAUCAGUCACUGAGUGAGGAGCGAGCCUUCGUGAUCAAUUUGUAUCGUUUUAUGAAGGACCGAGGCACACCCAUUGAGAGAAUCCCUCACCUAGGCUUUAAACAGAGCUUUCUGACUUUUACAGUCAACCUGUGGAAAAUCUACAAAGCCGUGGAGACGCUGGGAGGCUAUGACUCGGUGACAGCUCGACGGUUGUGGAAGAAUGUGUAUGAUGAGCUGGGUGGGAGUCCAGGCAGCACCAGUGCAGCCACCUGCACCCGAAGACACUAUGAGAGGUUGGUUUUGCCAUUCGAGAGGCACCGAAAGGGUGAGGAGGAUAAACCCCUUCCACCUUCAAAACCUCGUAAACAGUACAAGAGGAGCGAUGAAAACAAGAGCAGCAAAGCAGAGGGCAAGAAGAGGAGGAGAACAGUGGAGAGAGAUGAACUGGAGGAGACGCUCAGAGCAGAUCACCACUGUGAGAGAGGCUUGUGCCCUCACCCCAGUUCUUGGCCCAUGUCUUCAGAGCAUCCAGAAAGUGACAGACUUGCCCAGGGUAUGCUCCCAGACACCUGCCCUAGGGAGAAGCCCCUGCUCCAGCCCCUGAGCCCCGCCCUGGUCAUUUCCCCUCUGGAGAAGAAGAAGCGUCUUGCACAGGCCAGCCUGAAUCUGCCUGCGGCCUUGGAGGAAGGGAGCGAGCCAGAAAGACCCUCGGUGAUCCAGUUAUCCCACUCUUCUUCCUCCCAGUCUCCGGCCCGCGUGAGACAUGCCUCUGAUGGCUCACCCCUUCCCCUCUCCUCUCCAUCUGCCUCCCCCUCCCGCAGCUCUUCACCCUACUCUGUGUCCUCUGAGGAGGGUGUGGCUGGCCCACCCCGGAGGCAGACACCAGCUCCUGAAGUGGAAAAGCAGCAGAAACCAGCGCAGUUUGGUUGUCUCCCUAACACAGAGGCUGGAACUAUGCGAGUUUGCAAGCCUCUAAGCCGCUACCCUUUACCCAAAGAACUUGCUGGAAUACCCCGUCAACAUUACCAAGACUUUAUGCAUGUCAGUCCCGCACAUCAGGACAAAACUCAGAGGAUGUUGCCAAUUUGGGCCACAGAUGCCAAAUUGGGAUUGAGGCACUCGGCCCUCCGGAACUCUGUAUCUGCAUCCCCUGGACCAAGUUUCUGGGUGCCCUCUGCUUCCAGCUUCACUAAGGUCCUUCCUCGGAGGACGGGAUCACUACAGCCAUCCUACAAACCACACCACCACCACCACCAGCCCAAUUCCAAAAGGCCCAGCAGCGCCGAAGCCUACAUGAAAAAGACCCCUUUCACGGACAGAAAGGACAAAACCAAGAUGGUGGUGCCCAAACCCGUUCCACCCCAACAUUACUUGGUUCACUCACAGGCGAGUUUGUCCGUACCUUACCUAGUCCCAGCUUUUGACAGACCCAGAAUAGAAGCAGUGGAACAACUUAAAUCCGUCCAGCCCUUCCUCCUCCCCACUCAUCUCGCCAUCCCUCCGUCCCAAAGUCAUCCCACACAUCCUUUACCAGUGGGAACCACCUUUUCUGGACCUUACGAAGCAGCCUUGCGCUCAUAUCCUUAUCCACUGCCACUGUGGCACCCACCUGCUGGCUUUAGCAUGGCAAGCCUGCAGCCAUAUUAACAACCCUGACCUGCUCUUGGACCUGGAGAUGGUUAAACUGCAAUGCCAUUCAAUCAGUUCCUUUCAUGAUAAUGUAUCUAGGACUAUUUGAAAGGUUAAAAAACAUGUACUUUUUGGCACUUGUACUGAAGAUGCUCAUUUGGAUUUGACAUAUUGAUAUCUGCAUGUAAGCACUGAACCUUGGAGUAAAUACUUCUGCUCAUCAAGUAGUAACAAAAAAAUGUAAAAAAAAAACAAAAAAAAAAAAACUCAAUAUCUCAUUGCUCAAUGUCUAUCAUUGCUGUCCUUCAAAAACCAUGGCAACUGUUUCUUUUCCACACCUUCAAAAUUCCAUGAUGAAUAGACCAAAGGAAAUGCUCCAGAAUUACAUGGAACAAAAGCAUUUGACUUUUUUUGGUUGUUCAUGUUCCUGUUAACAUUAUUUUGGAACCAAAGUUUUUGAUGUUAAAACUAGUUUAAACAUUUUUUUGUUGGUCUACAGUACAAUGAAUCACUUUCUUCUCAACCCGAUGCAGUAUAGUAUGCAGUACAUGCAUGAUUAAGUAAGUGCAGAUUUUGCAUAGUAAAACUCAAAUGAAACUUGAAUAUGAGAAAUUGUGAAAUCAACUUAAGUAACUUGAUCCAUUUCUUGGCUGAAUGUCACUGUUUAGAAAACAGACCACCCGCAAGUGUUUUUGCCAUGUAAAUUUGUAAACUAUGUAUAAUAUAUUUUAUUUUCUAAAUAAAUUUGAUAUAAAAUGCA
Astyanax mexicanus (Mexican tetra) is the source of this 2628-nucleotide messenger RNA. RefSeq names its product AT rich interactive domain 5A (MRF1-like) (gene arid5a). Bases 108 to 1886 code for a protein of 592 amino acids. The transcript has 7 exons. Gene Ontology annotation, molecular function: transcription cis-regulatory region binding. The record is from RefSeq and is a predicted model, not a curated record. NCBI's taxonomy places the organism in Eukaryota, Metazoa, Chordata, Actinopteri, Characiformes, Acestrorhamphidae. Gene Ontology annotation, cellular component: nucleus. Gene Ontology annotation, biological process: regulation of transcription by RNA polymerase II.